AAAGGAAUAAAUAGUUCCGGCGCGGAUGUAGGGACUAGGGCUGGUGUUGUUUCUGCUAUGGUCAAGUUGGCCUUGUGGCCCCCUAAGCUAGCGGAGAUUUACUGGCCCAACAUAAUAUUGGAAAAUGCAUAUUAAGUCAAUCAUUCUUGAAGGAUUCAAGUCUUAUGCUCAGAGGACUGAAGUCAAUGGUUUUGACCCCCUCUUCAAUGCUAUCACUGGUUUAAAUGGUAGUGGAAAAUCCAACAUAUUGGACUCCAUCUGCUUUUUGCUGGGCAUCUCCAACCUGUCUCAGGUUCGGGCUUCUAAUCUACAAGAUUUAGUUUACAAAAAUGGGCAGGCUGGAAUUACCAAAGCAUCUGUGUCAAUCACCUUUGAUAAUUCUGACAAAAAGCAAAGCCCUUUGGGAUUUGAAGUACAUGAUGAAAUCACAGUUACAAGGCAGGUGGUUAUUGGUGGCAGAAAUAAAUAUUUAAUCAAUGGAGUAAAUGCAAACAACACCAGAGUACAGGAUCUCUUCUGUUCUGUUGGCCUGAAUGUAAACAACCCUCAUUUUCUCAUCAUGCAGGGUCGAAUUACCAAAGUACUGAAUAUGAAACCUCCAGAGAUCUUAUCUAUGAUAGAAGAAGCAGCUGGAACCAGGAUGUAUGAAUAUAAAAAAAUAGCUGCCCAGAAAACUAUAGAAAAAAAGGAGGCCAAGCUGAAAGAAAUUAAGACGAUACUUGAAGAAGAGAUUACUCCAACCAUUCAAAAGUUAAAAGAGGAGAGAUCUUCCUAUUUGGAGUACCAAAAAGUAAUGAGAGAAAUAGAACAUUUGAGUCGUUUAUACAUUGCUUAUCAAUUUUUGCUGGCUGAAGAUACUAAAGAGCGCUCAGCUGAGGAGUUAAAAGAAAUGCAGGAUAAAAUUAUAAAGCUUCAAGAAGAAUCAUCUGAGAAUGAUAAAAAAAUAAAGGCACUUAAUCGUGAAAUAGAAGAAUUGGAAAAACGAAAAGAUAAGGAAAUUGGAGGCAUACUCCGAUCUUUAGAAGAUGCUCUUGCAGAGGCUCAGCGAGUUAAUACUAAGUCUCAAAGUGCAUUCGACCUCAAAAAGAAAAACCUGGCAAGUGAAGAAAACAAACGCCAAGAGCUAGAAAAAAAUAUGGUCGAGGAUUCUAAAACUUUAGCAGCAAAGGAGAAAGAAGUUCAGAGUAUAACAGAUGGGCUGCAUGGCCUUCAAGAAACAAGUAAUAAAGACGCUGAAGCUUUGGCUGCCGCACAGCAGCACUUCAAUGCUGUUUCCGCUGGUUUGUCCAGUAAUGAAGAUGGAGCAGAAGCAACUAUCGCUGGUCAGAUGAUAGCCUGUAAAAAUGACAUAAGUAAAGCUCAGACAGAGGCUAAACAGGCUCAAAUGAAAUUGAAACAUGCCCAGCAAGAAUUAAAGAAUAAACAAGUAGAAGUUAAGAAGAUGGAUGGUGGCUAUAGGAAGGAUCAAGAAGCUUUAGAAGCUGUAAAGAGACUGAAAGAAAAACUUGAAACAGAAAUAAAGAAAUUAAAUUAUGAAGAAAAUAAAGAAGAAAACCUUUUGGAAAAGCGCAGGCAACUGUCUCGUGAUAUCAGUAGAUUGAAAGAAACGUAUGAAGCUCUCUUGGCCAGAUUUCCCAAUCUUCAGUUUGCAUACAAAGAUCCAGAAAAGAACUGGAACAGAAAUUGUGUGAAAGGACUUGUGGCUUCUCUGAUUAGUGUGAAAAAUAAUUCUGCAACCACAGCCUUAGAAUUGGUAGCUGGGGAACGACUCUACAAUGUUGUCGUAGACACAGAGGUUACUGGUAAAAAGCUACUAGAGAAAGGAGAAUUGAAGCGACGUUACACUAUAAUUCCACUCAAUAAAAUUUCAGCCAGAUGUAUUACUCCAGAAACUUUGAGAGUUGCUCAGAAUCUUGUUGGUCCUAACAAUGUUCAUGUGGCUCUUUCCCUGGUUGAGUAUAAACCAGAACUUCAGAAAGCAAUGGAAUUUGUCUUUGGAACAACAUUUGUUUGUGAUAAUAUGGAUAAUGCCAAAAAGGUGGCCUUUGAUAAUAGGAUAAUGACUAGAACUGUAACUUUAGGAGGUGAUGUAUUUGAUCCUCAUGGAACAUUGAGUGGAGGUGCUCGAUCUCAGGCAGCUUCUAUUUUAACCAAGUUUCAAGAGCUCAAAGAUGUUCAGGAUGAGCUGAGGAUCAAGGAGAAAGAACUACAAGCUCUAGAGGAGGAAUUAGCACAUCUUAAAAAUACUGCUGAAAAAUAUCGCCAACUAAAACAGCAGUGGGAAAUGAAAACUGAGGAAGCAGAUUUAUUACAAACAAAGCUCCAGCAAAGCUCUUAUCAUAAGCAGCAAGAAGAAUUGGAUGCCCUUAAAAAAACUAUUGCGGAAAGUGAAGAGACCUUAAAAACCACCAAAGAAAUCCAAAAAAAAGCAGAAGAAAAAUAUGAAAUAUUAGAGAAUAAAAUGAAAAAUGCAGAAGCUGAGAGAGAAAGAGAACUAAAGGAUGCUCAGAAAAAAUUGGAUUAUGCCAAAACAAAGGCAGAUGCAUCUAGCAAGAAAAUGAAAGAAAAGCAACAGGAAGUUGAAGCUAUCACCCUGGAGCUUGAAGAACUCAAGAGAGAGCAUGCAUCCUAUAAACAACAGCUUGAAGCUGUAAAUGAAGCUAUCAAAUCCUAUGAAGGUCAAAUUGAAGUAAUGGCAGCAGAGGUAGCUAAAUAUAAGGAAUCAGUCAAUAAAGCUCAAGAAGAAGUUACCAGGCAAAAAGAAGUGAUAGUAGCCCAUGACAGUGUAAUUAAAACUAAAUAUGCAGAAAUAGCAAAACAUAAGGAGGAAAACAAUGAUUCUCAACUUAAAAUUAAGGAGUUAGACCACAACAUCAGCAAACAUAAACGGGAAGCUGAAGAUGCUGCUUCAAAGGUAUCCAAAAUGUUGAAAGACUAUGAUUGGAUUAAUGCAGAGAGACAUCUCUUUGGCCAACCGAAUAGUGCCUAUGAUUUCAAAACCAACAGUCCCAAGGAAGCCGGUCAGCGACUUCAGAAGUUGCAAGAAAUGAAGGAGAAACUAGGAAGGAAUGUCAAUAUGAGAGCUAUGAAUGUACUGACAGAAGCUGAAGAGCGAUAUAAUGACUUAAUGAAGAAGAAGAGAAUCGUAGAAAAUGACAAAUCCAAAAUCCUUGCAACUAUAGAAGACCUUGACCAAAAGAAAAACCAAGCCCUAAAUAUUGCUUGGCAAAAGGUGAACAAAGAUUUUGGGUCUAUUUUUUCUACCCUUUUGCCUGGUGCCAAUGCUAUGCUUGCAGCACCUGAAGGGCAAACUGUUUUGGAUGGUCUGGAGUUCAAAGUUGCCUUGGGAAAUACCUGGAAAGAAAAUUUAACUGAGCUUAGUGGUGGUCAGAGGUCUUUAGUGGCUUUGUCAUUAAUAUUGUCCAUGCUUCUCUUCAAACCUGCUCCAAUUUAUAUCUUGGAUGAGGUAGAUGCAGCCUUGGAUCUUUCUCAUACCCAAAAUAUUGGACAGAUGCUGCGAACUCAUUUCACACAUUCUCAGUUCAUUGUGGUAUCCCUAAAAGAAGGUAUGUUCAACAAUGCAAAUGUUCUUUUCAAAACCAAGUUUGUGGAUGGAGUUUCAACAGUGGCGAGAUUUACUCAAAGUCAGAAUGGAAAGAUUCCAAAAGAAACAAAAUCCAAAGCAAAAGGACCCAAAUAAGCUUAUGAUGGAAGUUUAAAGUACAAACUUAUUCCUGCACCUUAACCUUUUUUUUUAAACAUACUCUUUGAAGAACACAUAUAAUAAUAAUGUUAUUCUGUUACCAAACUAGUAUUUUCUCUUCCUUUGUACUAUCUCUUGUAAAUGAACAGAUUGUUCUUUAUUAAUUAGUGCAACUGUGGUUGUAAUUUCAUAUAUAUCAACAAAUAUUUUUCUUAUACAAAUCUUUUAUGUAUUAGGGAGCCUGAUAUACCUGGUUGGUGAUAAGAAAAAAUACAAAGAAAAAAAUGAAAUUAAAAUAUAGGAUAAAUGUAGCUGACAGCUUUUAGUUUAAUUCUUAUAGCAAGAUUGUGUAUUUUCUGUUGCUAAUAAAAUCAGUUAAGGAAGAAUUAUAAAGCAAGUAGCUGGAUGAACAAAGGGAACACAAAGAAAACUAAUAUACAUGUGCUGAGCUAUUGGAAGUUAAUCCCUUGACACAAUGUCAGAUUCUAAAAUGGGGAAAGAUCUUGAAAAGAUUUCCCAUUUUAAUGUUGUUGGAAUAUCAUGUUUCUAUAUGCAUAAUAAUUGUCUGCAACCUUGAUUUGUUUUGUGUUUUUAAAGCUUGAAUAUUUUAUAGAGGUUUGGAGAGAAGCAUGUUGUGUAAUGAUCUCUGGAUUUAUUUGAAGUCUCAAUAUUUUUAAAGCUUUUUGUCAGCCUCUUUAUAAUCUAAUCAACCUGUCGGUGACUGAGAAUGUAGGUUCCAGCAGACUAAAUCACAGUUUUUCUUGAGUCUGAUAAGCUUAUAGAUUGAUCUGUUGACAAAGUAACUCAAAAGCUUGGUGAUUAUUAUAAUUAUUUGUACAUUCUUCUAUCCAUUUCAAAGGAGUGAUUAGAACUCCAUAGGUGGAACUAUCAAACACCAUAAGAAUAGAAUUUAUCGCUUUUGUUUUCUCUAGAUAUAUCUUUAAGUAGUGUCUAUAACCUGAAUACUAAAAGUUCUAAUGUGAUCUAAUCUGAUCUUGGAUGUGUUAGUUUAGCCCCAUCUUCCUUCCUGAUAAUUGACUCUUAGUUCCUACGUGUCAUUAUCGUCCUUUUUCUGAUGCAUGCUCAUACUUCUUGGCUUUAGGAUUGACAUUUCUCAGUCUUCAUUUGCCAUACCUGUUACGUAAUCCCCGAGUAAUUGAUAUGGAACAGAUUGGACUGGAUUUAAUCUAGAAUUAGUUCUGUCCGCUGUGAGAGGGAAAAGAGAUACAGCAAUAAAUGCUGAGUUGUAGGAAUGCCAGUAUCACAGAUAGCAGACCUACAGUGUGUUUUGAUUCCUUUCAAAAGUAUUACAGAUUGUUCACCAAAACAGUAGUAUGCAUCUACCUAAUUACCCAAUAAAGUAUAACAUACAAGUUUGAUCACAGACUAAUCAGUCCUGGCAGUUAAUUUCAAUAUUUCUGAUCAAGCAGUUAGACGAUGAUACUCACUAUUUUAGCCAGCAUUUUAAAAAUAAUUUUGAGCUUGAUUAUUUUGCCAUGUAUACUAAUUUCCUUUUCUCUGCUGCAGAUUUUCUCCUUGUAU
Fukomys damarensis (Damara mole-rat) is the source of this 5245-nucleotide messenger RNA. It is a transcript of the gene Smc2, whose product is annotated as structural maintenance of chromosomes 2. The record is from RefSeq and is a predicted model, not a curated record. Gene Ontology annotation, biological process: chromosome organization. The transcript has 25 exons. Gene Ontology annotation, molecular function: ATP binding; ATP hydrolysis activity; protein binding. Gene Ontology annotation, cellular component: chromosome. The coding region runs from base 125 to 3700 and encodes 1191 amino acids. Lineage: Eukaryota; Metazoa; Chordata; Mammalia; Rodentia; Bathyergidae.